AAUUCAUAUUUCAUGGGUUUUUUUUUUUUUUUGGUCUAUCCCUCGAUUUAAGUGGGCAAAUGUUUUGCUCCAACAAUGAAACUCUUCGAUGGUUGCUCGGCAAAGUUCCUCGAGGAGAACCACCUUCGACAGGAAACACUUUCCGUCAUUUUUAAUUAUGCCUAAUUUUCCAAAUCGACGUCAUGUAACUUGAUUCAAAGCCAGUUCAAGACCGGCUCGUCUAUUCUUGUACCACGUAUCGUUGAAUUUCCCCUCCGCCUGAUUUCUUAAUUUAUUUUCGCAAGUCACCUGAUUUGAACCAAUUUUUAUUUCGCUCAAAAACGAAUCUCAUUUGCAUCUGCAAAAAUAGGCUUCAGAACAUGUCAAAAGUUAUGGAAAAUUCAUCACGGAGAGUCGGAGAUUGUCCGAUGUAACCACGCGACCACUAGGCGGCCCCAAAGUGCAAUUAACAGUCAACAGAGGCCGAAUUUUUGGGGUUUUGUUUUUUUUUAAAGACACGUGUUCGUUUUUGUGUUUGUUUUUGGGAUGUAUGAGUGAGGAAGAAAAAAAUGAACGACUAGUUAGUAUCUUACAUGUAUUUUGUAACCAUACUUGCAUAUUUUCAGAUAGUUUCAAGACAUAACUGUCGGGUUACAUUAUUUACAAGAAGAGAAUGCUUGACAUUUUCUUGUUUGUUUCGUUUAAUAAUUUCGUUUCCAUUUUUUAAUGUCAUAGCAAGUGAUUUUAUGCGGUCCCGGAUGGGGAAUAUCUUGCUUCUCCCGAUCUGUGGCCAAUGGUCCUGUUUUGAGGAUGAGGGAAAUCAUAACAAUAAUAAUAAUAAUGUCACUUGCCUCCAGGUCACCAUUGCAGAUGACAAACUGAAUGAAUGAUGAAAUGAAAUGAAAUGAAAUGAAGACUUGAGUUUUACAAUUAUUGAAAAAAUAUUGUCAGAUAAUGUUGUAAUCAAGCGUUAAUUGACAGCUAUUAAUUACAAUGGGCUGUUUUUACAUCGUUUAAUGACAGUUUUCUUACUGUUGUUGUUUAAUGAAAGACGCUUUUGGUGAAGAAAUAUCAAGCGGCAUCAUUUUGAUGAACCGUACAACCAUAUUUGCUUCUGGGAAAAGUCACACUACGAAGCAAACAAGAACGAUUACGAUUUAAUGACAGAUACGCAGGCAAGAAGCGCGCCGCGAGCGACCGGACGCAGCUCAUGUUGACCAUCAGCGCUUUUUUGUUUGUCAUCCACUCCACCGUCAACUGUGUCAGGCGUCCUCACGAUUGCGACACGCAAGGCGGACUGCGACACAGGCCAUGUUUACAUGGGGAGUACGUUGCCUCAAAACGCCCAAUUCGACCUCCAACGUGUCGUCCUUUGCCCCCCACCUCAUCUUUGUCUUCUACCUCAAAUGCAAAGUCCUGCAACGUCGCCUUCUACUGGCACUUCAGUGAGUUCGGUCAUCUGAAUUUCGCGGACGACCUGCACGAAAACCGAAAUUCACAACCACCAGGCAUGUGCUCACGCAGCGACUACCUGGUGCUCGAGCACCUGCCCGUUUGCCCUGAACCGCAGAAAGUACCCGUUUUCUUUUUCAUUCGUCAGUAUUUAUAAGAAAGGUUGCAAUCUGUGUCACCAAUUUUUACGCGAGGUAUUUUGAAACCUGGAGAGCAUUUAUUUGAGUCCUUGAGAGAACUGCAAACAUGCUGGCGGCUUCCCCGCAGAAACCCCUCCUUCAUGCGAACUGGGGACUGUUGACCUUUUAUAUCCACCGUGGUCUCCCUUGACCUAUCUUUGUUGCUCGCGUCAACAGAAAUGAACGUAGCGUACAUAAAAAAAAAAAAAAAAACGUACAUUUAUUGUGUGACGCUUGCGUUUGCGAUGGGUGCUCUUUUUCGGGUUUGCGCACCUGGCCCCAAAAAUGUCACCAAAGGCGUUGAAGAAUUAUUUUCAAGCUUUCCGCUACAUGAUACGUGUUGCGGUUACAUCACCAAAGUGGAUUUCGCUCCCAAUGUCCCAACAGCCGUGUGACCGAGUGACCCCCCGGUCCACAGUGCCGCUGAGGCGUGGCCCCGGGAAGCCGCGUCCGAUUGGUCCUCCCGCCGUCUCUCCCCGGUACCUUUUUGGAGGCCCGCGAAGAGCGAGCCCCCCCCGCAGCUCAGCGCGCCAGAGUCCCACCAUGCCUCGCUUUACCGUCCACGUCCGAGACGAGUGGCUGGCGGUGCCGUGCCGGGACAGCUCGUCCACCGUGCGCUGGCUGGGCCAGGAGGCCCUCAAACGCUACAUGAAGAACAAGCCGGACAACGGGGGCAUCGGGGCGCUCGAGGACACCCGCUUUGCGGUGCGCAGGUGCCAGGGGCUCGGCCUGCUGGACGCCGACGACACCGUCGACGACGUCCUGGAGGACAACGACUUCGUGGAACUGGCCAUCGAAGGAGACACCAUGUGUCCGGACUUCAUCCCGUGCGGGCCCGGAGUUUCCAAUCUCACGGCGGCUUACAGAGAACCCGGAGAAUCGAUUUGUUUGGACGGCAACAGCCUGACCUCGACGGACUUGGUGGACUUGGGCAGAGGCCUCUACAAGAUAACGCUGACCUCCGAGGCGGAGAGGAAAGUUGUGCAAUCCAGAGAACUUUUGGACACCAUCGUCAAGGAAAACAAAGUGGUCUACGGGAUCACGACCGGUUUCGGCAAAUUCGCUCGGACCGUCAUUCCUGUCAGCAAACUCAAAGAGCUGCAGGAGAACCUGGUGCGCUCACACUCGGCAGGUUUGGGCAACCCGCUGAGCCCGGAGAGGACCCGCAUGCUGCUGGCUCUGAGGAUCAACGUUCUGGCCAAAGGGCACAGCGGCAUCUCUCUGGAGACCCUUCACGCCAUGAUCCAGGCCUUCAACGCUUCCUGCCUGUCGUUCGUCCCCGAGAAGGGCACGGUGGGUGCCAGCGGAGACCUGGCGCCCCUCUCCCACUUGGCCCUGGGGCUGAUGGGCGAGGGCAAAAUGUGGUCGCCCAAGAGCGGCUGGGCCGACGCCAAAUACGUCCUGGAGGCCCACGGGUUGAAGCCGAUAUCGCUGAAGCCCAAAGAGGGCCUGGCUCUGAUCAACGGCACCCAGAUGAUCACCUCGCUGGGGGCCGAGGCCGUGGAGCGAGCUCAGGCCGUCGCUCGCCAGGCGGACAUCAUCGCCGCGCUCACCCUGGAGGUUCUGAAGGGAACCACCAAAGCCUUCGACAGUGACAUCCACUCGCUGAGGCCUCACCCGGGACAAAUAGAGGUGGCCCAGCGCUUCCGCUCGCUGCUGGACUCUGAUCACCACCCAUCCCAAAUUGCAGAGAGCCACCGCUUCUGUGACAGAGUUCAGGAUGCCUACACCAUGCGUUGCUGUCCUCAGGUCCACGGCAUUGCCAACGACACCAUCAAAUUUGUCCUGAACAUCAUCAACACGGAAAUCAACAGUGCCACAGACAACCCUAUGGUGUUUGCCGAAAGAGGUGAGACUAUUUCAGGUGGGAAUUUUCACGGAGAGUAUCCGGCAAAGGCUCUGGACUUUCUGGCCAUCGCAGUGCACGAACUGGCCUCGAUAAGUGAAAGGAGGAUCGAGAGGUUGUGCAACCCGUCGCUGAGCGAGCUGCCGGCGUUCCUCGUCAACGAGGGGGGCCUCAAUUCGGGCUUCAUGAUCGCUCACUGCACUGCGGCUGCUUUGGUUUCAGAGAAUAAGGUUUUGUGCCAUCCAUCCUCCGUGGACUCCUUGUCCACCAGUGCCGCCACCGAGGACCACGUGUCCAUGGGCGGGUGGGCUGCCAGGAAGGCUCUGAGAGUGGUGGAGCACGUGGAGCAAGUUCUGGCCAUCGAGCUGUUGGCAGCCUGUCAGGGCAUCGAGUUCCUCCGCCCGCUGCGGACCACCACGCCGCUGGAGAAGGUCUACGACCUGGUGCGCAGUGUGGUCAAGCCGUGGAUUAAGGACAGGUUCAUGUCGCCGGACAUCGAGGCGGUGCAUCGUCUCCUGCUCGACCAGAAGGUGUGGACUGUGGCAAAGCCUUACAUCGAUAAAUACCAAACGGAGUACAUCCCCGAAUCCCGUCCCGUCUCUCCGACCGCCUUCUCUCUGGAGUCGCCGCCGUCGCCGAGGAAGCGCUGUCGCCACGACUGAAGCCGCGCCCACACCGACCGUCAUCGG
Syngnathoides biaculeatus (alligator pipefish) is the source of this 4145-nucleotide messenger RNA. It is a transcript of the gene hal, whose product is annotated as histidine ammonia-lyase. Gene Ontology annotation, cellular component: cytoplasm. NCBI's taxonomy places the organism in Eukaryota, Metazoa, Chordata, Actinopteri, Syngnathiformes, Syngnathidae. The coding region runs from base 1896 to 4118 and encodes 740 amino acids. The record is from RefSeq and is a predicted model, not a curated record. Gene Ontology annotation, molecular function: histidine ammonia-lyase activity. The transcript is spliced from 20 exons. Gene Ontology annotation, biological process: L-histidine catabolic process.